UUCGGUAGAGAUAAGAUAUAAGUUAUUAUAAAAAGCAUUUGGAUAUCCAAAUUGGUAGCUUUUGCUCUGUUCACCCUUGAGAAUGAAGCUUUUACUAGUUUGCGCUCUGCUGUGCGUCGGCGGUAGCUUCGCUGCAUCCGUGAAAGCAAGCUGCAAGUCGAGCGGCGUAGUGACCUGCUACUACGGAACAUGGGCUAACGGGAGGUCCGGAAAAGGCCGUUUCGGCGUGAGCGACCUGCCCACUCAUCUCUGCACGCACAUCGUCUAUUCCUUCCUCACGCUUGACGGAACCUCCGGAGGCAUUGUUGCUCCUAAAGAAAGCACUGUUGAAGGGAAAGGAAAUUCCGUGUCUGACCUCAUUGCGCUAAAGAAGAAGAAUCCCGAAUUGAAAAUCUUGGCUGCUAUUGGUGGCUGGAAUGAAGCUUCAACAAACUUUUCGGCGGUUGUCAACGACAAAACUAAGAGGGCACUUUUUGUCAAGAACUUGUACAACUACGUUGACACCAAUGGCUUCGAUGGUUUGGAUUUGGACUGGGAGUACCCUUCACAGAGAGAAGGAGUAGCCAGUGACAAAAAAAAAUUUGUCACUCUCGUCAAAGAGUUGAAGAAAGCUUUCGCUAAGAAAUCUUACCUAUUGACCGCUGCUUGUGCCGUUACCCAGUCGAACAUCGAUUUGUCCUACGAUGUCCCCGCACUUUCUAAACACCUGGACUACAUCCACCUGAUGCUGUACGACUUCCACGGCUCUUGGGAAACGACGACCGGAGUGAACGCACCUCUAUACGCACAGGAAACUGACGCUGCUACCUUAAAUUUGAAUGUUAACAACUCCGUCCACACCUGGAUCAACAACGGCGCCUCUCCAUCCAAGUUGGUGCUGGGUCUCGGAGCGUACGGAAAGACCUUCACCCUGACCAGUCUGGACAACACUUCCACAGGAGCACCCGUCACUGGAGCAGGAGUAGGUGGCCCUUAUGUCGGUGAAUCUGGAACUUACAGCUACUUGGAGGUGAGUACCAAGAUUACUAAUAUAUACUUAUAUAGUCCCUCCUCAUCGGUUUCGAUGACGGCGACCUCAGCAGAUUAUGAAUUAUUUUGUCUGUUAUGGGCUCUUUUGUGGCUGGCCAGGCCAAACUUGGCCUUAAAUACUCUUUUGCAGGCGUUACAAUAGAGUUGGCCAGACGUA
Leguminivora glycinivorella is the source of this 1186-nucleotide messenger RNA. RefSeq names its product chitotriosidase-1-like. The record is from RefSeq and is a predicted model, not a curated record. NCBI's taxonomy places the organism in Eukaryota, Metazoa, Arthropoda, Insecta, Lepidoptera, Tortricidae. Gene Ontology annotation, biological process: carbohydrate metabolic process; chitin catabolic process. Gene Ontology annotation, molecular function: chitinase activity; chitin binding. Gene Ontology annotation, cellular component: extracellular region. Bases 83 to 1171 code for a protein of 362 amino acids. The transcript has 7 exons.